AUGUCGCCCAAACAACAACUCGAUCAGUCUGCUCAACUCUUCACCUUCAGGGCUACCGUACCAUCCAUAGAAACUGAGGAUCAUGACCCUGACCAUGACUCCCUUUCAAGCGAUGCAGGACAGCGAACGCCACCAGAGUCCGACUCGGAAACCCCAGACGAAAGAAACUACGCCCCAAACGGCUCGGUCGUUUCCUUUGAGACAGCCAGCAAUUUGGGCAUUAGUGAUACUCUGAGAGCAUUGAGCUUGUCUUCAGGACAGUCGCUGUCGAUUAAUGCUGACUUUUUCGAUGCGACGUCGGAACGUCCUGAUAACUCUGGGCGACACACUUCUGUUCGUGAUCCAUUGCCCGGUCACAACCAGCCGGACCUUGACGAAGACCAAGGAGAUCAAAUUAGUACUGGAAGCAGUGCCGAGGACGAUAGCAAUAUCUCGUCAUUGGAUGAUGUGCCACAGGAACUGCCGCCUUCCGCGCCUAUAUUCGACAGUGACCUUCAGGGAAUCCUAGGAGACGUCAAGGAACAUUUGUCAAGCAUAAUCUCUGACAUGGGGCAGUGCCCUUUGAUUACUGAUCAAGGAUCCGACCUCUCAAAACAGUACGAGCAAGUGCGAAUGGCAAGUCAACUUGACUGUCCAGAAACUCGCACUGUAGGAUUCAUUGGGGACUCGGGGGUUGGCAAGAGCAGGUUGAUUAACUCUCUCCUGAACCUGGAUGGACUGGCCCGGUCGAGUGCUGAGGGCUCGGCCUGUACUUCUGUCGUUACCGAGUUCCGUGAUAUAGAUCCCCACCAUCCCAGUUGGACAAUCGAAGUCCUCUACAUGGACUCUGAAGAAGUAAAGGAACUGCUUGAGGAACUCCUCCAGAGCUUCAGAAUGUUUUACACAGAUACCUUUCGUGAGGUGACCAACAUGAAAGAACAAGAGCUCAUUCGCGAGCGGUCAACCAGGGCAUGGGCGACGUUACAUUCAAUGUUUCGCGGCCAGCCAGACCUCACGCACGAAUUUCUUGCUGACCAGACAGAUGCCGCAGACUCGCGAAUUCUGGAGAGACUUCAAAAAUGGACACAGCCUUCGUCUAGACAACGUCCCGGAGGCCCAGCGCUGCAACAUAAAGCUGUACUGGGUAGCUUUAACCGCUGUCAGUCCCAUCUUGAUAGACUUACAAUGGACCCGCAGGAUGAAGGAGAGACUGCAAUCUGGCCUUUUAUAAAGCUAAUUAGAGUGUACUUGCCUUCACCAAUUCUACGUACCGGCUUAGUGUUGGCAGACUUGCCUGGCUUCCGCGACCUGAAUUUCGCUCGGGUUCGUGCAACUGACAGAUAUCUUAAACACUCCUGCAAUGAGGUUUUCGUUGUGACAACAAUAUCGAGGUGCAUCACCGACCAGAGUAUUGAUGAGAUAAAAUCUCGAUGCAAUAAAGGACAGCCAAUACGUAUCGUGUGUACUAGAAGUGAAGAUGUUAUAGCAAAUGAAAUGGCUCGCCAGUACAGUGAUCUUGCCCCGGAGAUAAACAGGCUACAAAGAGGGGUAAGACACGCGCAGAGCAGACUCACCGAAGCACUUACAACAACCGUAUUCUAUGCCCAGCAACUACAGCACAACAAGGCUCUGAUGCUAAGUCUCCUUAGGCGCGACCAAUUCUUGAUCCGGAACCGGAAUCAGCGGGUUGAAGCAUGCCUUAGGAAGCAUGGCGAGGAAAUUCGUAUUUUCUGCAUCAGUAACGAACUGUACUCUCGGCACCGUGGAGGUAACAUGACGCAUGACGAUGAUUAUCUUCAGCUCAGUUGUAUUCGUGAACUACGACAUUACUGUCAAUUAGUUCCAGCCGAAGCGCAAUUCCGCUUCAUUGCUGCGUUUCUAGAGCACCGUGCACCAGCCGUGCUGCGAUCUGUGAAACAAUGGACCCUGACUGGUUGCGACAAUGUCACCGCUGAGAGGGCGAAAACACUGCGACAAGUAUUGCUGGAUAUCAAAAGAGCUUUCUGUGAGGCGCUUAUCCCGCAAAACGCAGGAUUCCGAGCAUUCCCUAAAAGGCUCAAGGAGCGUUUUGAGGAUGAAAUACUCGAUGUAGCCUAUAAACGAGCUUCCGAAUGGAGAAAAAGUGCGCUUCAAACCAGCAUGGCAUGGCAGAGUUGGCAUCAUUCUACUUACGCGGCCUUUUGCCGAAAUUACGGCACGCAUUCGACAAGAAAUGCCGGCUCUCAUUGUUGGAAUACCGAACUCCUAGAAGGCACGAAGGCAGAUUUGGAAGAAUCUUGGUCCUCUUUGGAAGAUUGGAUCCUCACUCAAAAACGUCUAUUAAAUGACGCCGUGAGAGCCGCUUUCCAGAAAAAUCUUGAAUGUUUGGAAGACAAUAUAAUGCUGGCGCCAAUUGCAUUAAAAAACUUGAUUGACAACAUGGAUGACAGAGAGGCUUGCAUAACCAACAGCGUUGAGCAGUUGCUCAACAGCCUUAUGAAAGCUUUAAGUCUAGUAAAGGGAGACGCUCUCCAUGGCCACGCUAGCUCAUACAUGGCUGGGUUGAUGCGGCCUGUUUAUAACAAGUGUAACAAUGACACAGGUCAAGGUGUUGACGCCCGGCGAAAAUGCUAUAUGAGAGAUCACCUCACCAACACCACGAUAUUUCUUCAUCUCAUAGAGGCCAUCAAUACCGACUGCCGCUCUCUUUUUCGGGAAACCUUCUCAGAGCUGAAGCAAGUGAUCCAUCAGGAAAUGGAAAACAUAUAUAGCGAUCUCCACAACGUCAUGGCAGAGGAGGGCGAGAUAACUGAAGCAACAAGGUUUCCAGUUGUUGCCAGCAGACUACGUGAUAAAGUAGAUGUGGCUGAAAGUACACUUCAACAGGCAUGUGAAAUUGUUGGCAGAUUGCGAAACACCCCAUCCUUAUCUUGA
Messenger RNA from Aspergillus ruber CBS 135680, 2892 nucleotides. RefSeq lists its product as uncharacterized. The coding region runs from base 1 to 2892 and encodes 963 amino acids. NCBI's taxonomy places the organism in Eukaryota, Fungi, Ascomycota, Eurotiomycetes, Eurotiales, Aspergillaceae. The record is from RefSeq and is a predicted model, not a curated record. The transcript has 12 exons.